Benincasa hispida (wax gourd) is the source of this 1082-nucleotide messenger RNA. RefSeq names its product filamentous hemagglutinin transporter. The record is from RefSeq and is a predicted model, not a curated record. Lineage: Eukaryota; Viridiplantae; Streptophyta; Magnoliopsida; Cucurbitales; Cucurbitaceae.
CUCUGCAGCCAUUGUACAAGAAAACCGACACUCACGUCUCUCUCUCUCUUCCUCUCUGUAAACAAAAAUGGCCGCCGAAGUGAGCUCGCUCGUGCGAGUUCUUACAGGCUACAACAAAGACGACCGUCAUCGGACGGUCGGAAACGAUUCCGCCGCCGAGAAAUUAACGCCUCUGAUCACCCGAGACUUACUCAGCGGCGGCUAUUCCAAAUAUACAGAGUCCCAAGAAUUGGACCUCGAUCUCCAUGUCCCUUCCGGCUGGGAAAGACGACUCGAUUUGAAGUCAGGGAAAACGUUUAUCCAAAGAUGCAAUGUUCAAGAUUUCAACAACAAUCAAACAGUACCAAAGCUUCAAGAUUUGAAUUUUCCACCGUCACCCAAUUUCUCUAAAUUUCAAUCGUCGAAUCAUUUGGUUGAUGAAACCAGUUUGGAUUUGAAAUUGGUUUCGUCGUUAUCGCCGUCGCCAUCGCCGUCGUCGCCGAGGAGUAAUUAUCAGAGCGUUUGUACUUUGGAUAAGGUCAAAUCGGCGCUCGAACGGGCCGAAAGAAAUCCCAUCAGAAAACGAUCGUCGUUGUGGAAAUCAUCGCCGUCGCCGUCGUAUUCGUCGUCGUCGUCAUCAGCGAUGGCGGAGAAAGAGUUUCGAGAUGAAGACAACUUGAAAUCUUUGUCGUCGCCGAUCGCCGCCGGCUGCCCUGGGUGUUUGUCGUAUGUGUUGGUGAUGAAGAACAAUCCGACGUGCCCACGGUGUAACUCCGUCGUGCCGUUGCCGGCGCCGAAGAAACCUCGGAUUGAUCUGAACAUUUCGAUUUGAUUUCAAAGAGAUGGAAAAGUAUAUGGAGGGACAGAAAUUAUCAUCUUCAAGACAUAGAUUUUUUUUUUUUUUUUUCGAAUUUUUUUUGGGUAGUUGUACUUAGAAACUAUAUGUUAAAAAAAAGGCGCAAAAGGAAAGGUGGGGAUUUUAAUUCUCUUAGUACAAUUUCUUAUAUGAUAAUUUUAUCUCUUAAUUAUUUUGUUGUCCUUUUUUUGUUUUUUGUUUUACUACAACAAUGACACGUAUAGUAAAUCCAACCCUUCGAGUUAAA